Messenger RNA from Xyrauchen texanus (razorback sucker), 2073 nucleotides. RefSeq names its product ubiquitin-conjugating enzyme E2 D2-like. NCBI's taxonomy places the organism in Eukaryota, Metazoa, Chordata, Actinopteri, Cypriniformes, Catostomidae. The transcript is spliced from 8 exons. Bases 359 to 814 code for a protein of 151 amino acids. Gene Ontology annotation, biological process: protein polyubiquitination; ubiquitin-dependent protein catabolic process. Gene Ontology annotation, molecular function: ubiquitin conjugating enzyme activity. The record is from RefSeq and is a predicted model, not a curated record. Gene Ontology annotation, cellular component: nucleus.
AGACAGAGUAAGAAAAGGGACAUUUUGUAUAAAGAGAGAGAGAGAGAGAGAGAGAGAGAGAGAGAGAGAGAGAGAGAGAGAGAGAGAGAGGAGGAUACAUACCUAUACAAGUGUGCAGUGUUGAAACACAGGCCUGCCCGUUCAUACCCAAUAACUAUCACUUACGUCAGGAUAUAUAAUCGGUCGGGUUCCAGGGAAGCCGUUAGUCCAUUUUAACGGCUCAUUUUGUCCGUUUCCGGUUCGGUGUCUUCGGGUUUCUGUUGGAUCUGUAGAGUCUGGCUAGCGAGAACACAGCUAACCGCAGCUAGCCUGCUAAAUCUCCUCUUUUUCGGCCUCCAGAGCCUUUUACACUCACAGAAUGGCAUUAAAACGAAUUCACAAGGAGCUGACUGAUCUGGGCAGAGACCCCCCAGCACAGUGCUCAGCAGGGCCAGUUGGAGAUGACUUGUUUCAUUGGCAAGCGACAAUUAUGGGACCUAAUGACAGUCCAUAUCAAGGGGGUGUGUUUUUCUUGACCAUUCAUUUUCCUACAGACUACCCUUUCAAACCACCUAAGGUUGCAUUCACCACAAGAAUAUAUCACCCGAAUAUUAACAGUAACGGCAGCAUCUGUUUGGAUAUUCUAAGGUCGCAGUGGUCCCCUGCUUUAACUAUCUCUAAAGUUCUAUUAUCCAUCUGCUCACUGUUAUGUGAUCCAAACCCAGAUGAUCCAUUAGUGCCAGAGAUAGCACGUAUCUAUAAAACAGACAAUGAAAAAUGGACGCUUCAGACAGAGGGGCUGGGGGCCGUACUCUCGCAGGUGGUGGAGGGGUAGGAGCGCCCGUGCUGUACAUUAGCCGCAAGCUCUCGCAGAGGGAGACUACGUACAGCACCGUAGAAAAGGAGUGUCUCGCCAUCAAGUGGGCGGUCCUCGUUCUCCGGUACUACCUGUGGGGGUGGGCCUUCACCCGCUGCUCCGAUCACGCCCCACUCCAAUGGCUCCACUGCAUGAAUAUACCAAUGCGUGGAUCGCCCGUUGGUAUCUGACUCCUCCGCUGUUUAAGUUCAAGAUGGUCCACAGACCGGGAGCUCAGAUGGCUGUCACCGACUUCCUUUCCAGAAAUGGGGGGGGGGGUAGACAGGCCGGAUGUCUCCCUUGGCUGAGUUGGACAGUGGGGAUAUGUGGCAGCGGGGGCGUGGUCAAGCAUCCGGAGAGAGAAAGCGGUACAACAGAAUAGCUCGGGAAUGGACUCAAAAGUAUGCCAUGUGAUACCAGAGGAAAAUCUGACCAGUCUGAAGUAUAGCUGAAAAAAUAAAUACAUUUAUAUAUAUUUUUUUUUUGGUCCCUUUACCCUAACUGAAUUGACAAUUUCCCAUGUGUUCAGACCAUAUCGGUUCUGCUUGGUUAUUUUGCCCCCUUUCAAUAUUCACUCACAUGCUGUAAAAAAGACACUCAAAGAUCCACAACUUUUUUUCAGAAACAAGCUCAUGUCAAAGAAGCAUGUUUUAACUAUGAGCUCAGACAUUUUUUUUAUUGUUAUAAAAAAUUAUUCCUAAGGUGAAACCAUCGGCCGCUUUUAACUCACGCCACUGGCUAGAGGUGCUAUUUAAGAAAAUAAAAACCAAUGGCUCUGCAGGUGCCAGCUUACCUCAAAGUCUGUUGCUGGGUUGGCCUUCAUGUUUUUUAUAUGCUUUUACAAUAGCAAUGAGAACUAUGGUCUGUAAAAUAUAUUCUUGCUUAUAAUUGACUGGUUCUUACUAAAUCAGUCACGUCAUUGUAUCAGCAGUUACAAAAAUAAAGAUUUUGCAUGUUAAUGGAAGAAUUAAAGUAAUUGGUCUGUGGUCUGCUGAAAAUGAAUAUCUGCAGACGAUGUUAAGCGAAUACAUGUCCACUUUUAGAAUUCUGACAACUUAAUUUGUUACUCCUAUUCUCUCCUCCUUUUGAUGUUUUAGAAAGGUGAGCUAUUAGUUCGUCUAUCCUCCUAAACACUGUUCUACGUUGCACUGAAUAUAUGUGAUUGAAAGCUCUUGGUGGAUGACCGAUCAACUAAUAGCUCUACUAGCUGUUGAUUUUGUUUGCUCAAUAAAGUUGCU